Hibiscus syriacus is the source of this 1131-nucleotide messenger RNA. RefSeq names its product diacylglycerol O-acyltransferase 2D-like. Gene Ontology annotation, biological process: triglyceride biosynthetic process. NCBI's taxonomy places the organism in Eukaryota, Viridiplantae, Streptophyta, Magnoliopsida, Malvales, Malvaceae. The transcript is spliced from 9 exons. Gene Ontology annotation, molecular function: diacylglycerol O-acyltransferase activity. Bases 69 to 1061 code for a protein of 330 amino acids. Gene Ontology annotation, cellular component: endoplasmic reticulum membrane. The record is from RefSeq and is a predicted model, not a curated record.
UGUUAACCAAAUUCGGGAGGGAUUGCGGAGUUGAAAGCGGCGGUGAUUAGGUCAGAGGCGGCGGUUCGAUGGUGGAAGAAAGGGAGGAGAGGAAGGCGUACGUGCCUGGAUCUGGAUAUCGGGAAUUUAAUGGAAGAAAUGAAUUCCCGUCCAACAUUUUGCACGGUGUAUUAGCUUGUGCGUUGUGGAUUGGAUCUAUGCAUUUCAACUUCUUCGUCUUCUGUGUCUCCCUUUUCUUCCUUCCUUUCUCCAAAUUCCUUUUGGUAGUUGGAGUGUUUUUGUUUUUCAUGGUUCUUCCUAUCGAUCAAAACAGUAAAUUUGGACGGAGAUUGGCCAGGUAUAUAUGUUGGCAUAUGUCAAGUUAUUUUCCCACCACUCUCCACGUUGAGGAUAUCAAUGACUUCCAUCCUGAUCGUGCCUACGUUUUUGGCUACGAGCCACAUUCGGUGUUACCAAUCGGAGUUGUAACGCUGGCCGAGCUUACAGGUUUCAUGCCUCUCCCCAAACUGAAAUGCCUUGCCUCCAGCGCUGUAUUCUACGCUCCAUUUUUGAGGCAUAUUUGGACAUGGUUAGGUGCUUCAGCAGCCACAAGGAAGAGCUUUUGUUCUCUUUUGGAAGCUGGUUAUAGUUGUAUUGUAGUGCCUGGUGGUGUUCAAGAGACAUUCAACAUGGAACAUGGCUCUGAGAUUGCAUUCCUUAAGGCAAGAAGAGGAUUUGUUCGGAUAGCGAUGGAAACAGGGUGUCCACUGGUUCCAGUUUUCGCCUUUGGUCAGUCAAAUGCGUACCAGUGGUGGAAACCAGGUGGCAAGUUCAUCCUGCAACUUUCAAGAGCUAUCAAAUUCGUCCCCAUGCUGUUUUGGGGAGUUUUCGUAACUCCGAUACCAUAUCAACAUCCGAUGCAUAUAGUGGUAGGGAAACCUAUUUACUUGACAAAAAACCCGCAACCUACUAAGGAAGAGGUUCUUGAAGUACAUGACCAAUUUGUUAAAGCUCUUCAAGAUCUAUUUGAGAGACACAAAGCUCGGGUGGGAUAUGCUGAUCUUCCAUUAAAGAUUCUUUGAUUUGAACUUUGCCAAAGUCGGGUAUUUUUCAUGUAUCAUGUUUGUUUAUUUGCUAAUCUCCUCUAUUGUC